AUGCAAAUCACGCACUUCCAUUGCUGUCCCUCAACACCUCGACAACCGUCAGAUUUCAAGUUUCUCCUGCUUAAAUCUUUGUCGCGCCGACCCUUGAUUAGUUCAGCACCCGGUGGAGUCAAGUGUUUUUUUUUUCUUUCAUUCUCUUUCUUCUUACCUUUCCUUUCUUGCUCUUUUUUUUUUCUUAUUUUACUGAGUCUCAUUCUUUUUAAUCACUCACUCGUGUCUUACUUUUCCUCACCAUCUUUUCUAUUUUUUUCCUCACUCUCUUUUCUCUUUCUUUUUGUCUCACUCUCUUGUCUCUUUCUUUUUUCUUCAGUCUCUUGUAUCUUUUUUUUUCUAACUCUCUUUCUUUUCCUCACCCUCUUCUCUCUUUCAUUUCAUCACUCUUUUUUCUCUUUCUCUUCCUCACUCUCUUGUCUCUUUCUUUUUUCCCCACUCUCUUGUCUCUUUCUUUUUUCCCCACUCUCUUGUCUCUUUCUUUUUCCCCCACUCUCUUGUCUCUUUCUUUUUUCCUCACUCUCUUGUCUCUUUCUUUUCCUCACUCUCUUGUCUCUUUCUUUUCAUCACUCUUUUUUCUUUUCUCUUUCCUCCUCUUUGUCUCUUUCUUUUUUUUCCUCACUAUCUUGUCUCUUUCUUUUUUCCUCACUCUCUUGUCUCUUUGUUUUUUCCCCACACUCUUGUCUCUUUCUUUUUUCCCCACUCUCUUGUCUCUUUCUUUUUUCCUCACUAUCUUGUCUCUUUCUUUUCCUCACUCUCUUGUCUCUUUCUUUUUUCCCCACACUCUUGUCUCUUUCUUUUUUUCUUCACCCUCUUGUCUCUUUCUUUUUUCCUCACUCUCUUGUCUCUUUCUUUUUUCCUCACUCUCUUGUCUCUUUCAUUUUUCCUCACUCUCUUGUCUCUUUCAUUUUUCCUCACUAUCUUGUCUCUUUCUUUUUUCCUCACUCUCUUGUCUCUUUCUUUUCCUCACUCUCUUGUCUCUUUCUUUUUUCCCCACUCUCUUGUCUCUUUCUUUUUUCCUCACUAUCUUGUCUCUUUCUUUUUGUCACUCUCUUGUCUCUUUCUUUUUUCCCCACACUCUUGUCUCUUUCUUUUUUCCUCACCCUCUUGUCUCUUUCUUUUUUCCUCACUCUCUUGUCUCUUUCUUUUUUCCUCACUAUCUUGUCUCUUUCUUUUUUCCUCACUCUCUUGUCUCUUUCUUUUCCUCACCCUCUUCUCUCUUUCUUUUCAUCACUCUUUUUUCUCUUUCUCUUCCUCACUCUCUUGUCUCUUUCUUUUUUCCCCACUCUCUUGUCUCUUUCUUUUUUCCUUUUCUCUUGUCUCUUUCUUUUUUUUCCCUCUCUUGUCUCUUUUCUUUUUUUCCUCACUCUCUUGUCUCUUUCUUUUCCUCCUCUCUUGUCUCUUUCUUUUCAUCACUUUUUUCUUUCUCUUCCUCACUCUCUUGUCUCUUUCUUUUUCCCCAUUCUCUUGUCUCUUUCUUUUUCCCCACUCUCUUGUCUCUUUCUUUUUUCCUCACUCUCUUGUCUCUUUCAUUUUUCCUCACUAUCUUGUCUCUUUCUUUUUUCCUCACUCUCUUGUCUCUUUCUUUUCCUCACCCUCUUCUCUCUUUCUUUUCAUCACUCUUUUUUCUCUUUCUCUUCCUCAGUCUCUUGUCUCUUUCUUUUUUCCUCACUCUCUUGUCUCUUUCUUUUUUCCUCACUAUCUUGUCUCUUUCUUUUUUCCUCACUCUCUUGUCUCUUUCUUUUCCUCACUCUCUUGUCUCUUUCUUUUCAUCACUCUUUUUUCUCUUUCUCUUCCUCACUCUCUUGUCUCUUUCUUUUUCCCCACUCUCUUGUCUCUUUCUUUUUUCCCCACUCUCUUGUCUCUUUCUUUUUUCCUCACUCUCUUGUCUCUUUCUUUUUCCCCACUCUCUUGUCUCUUUCUUUUUCCUCACUAUCUUGUCUCUUUCUUUUUUUUCCUCACUCUCUUGUCUCUUUCUUUUUUUCCUUUUUUUUCUCUUUCUCUUCCUCACUCUCUUGUCUCUUUCUUUUUCCCCACUCAUGUCUCUUUCUUUUUUUUUCUUUUCCACUCUCUUGUCUCUUUCUUUUUCCUCACUCUCUUGUCUCUUUCUUUUCCUCACUCUCUUGUCUCUUUCUUUUCAUCUCUCCUUUUUUCUUUCUCUUCCUCCUCUCUUGUCUCUUUUCUUUUUUUCCCCACUCUCUUGUCUCUUUCUUUUUCCCCCUCUCUUGUCUCUUUCUUUUUCCUCCUUUUCUAUCUUGUCUCUUUCUUUUCCUCACUCUCUUGUCUCUUUCUUUUUUCCCCACUCUCUUGUCUCUUUCUUUUUUCCUCGCUAUCUUGUCUCUUUCUUUUUCCUCACUCUCUUGUCUCUUUCUUUUUUCCUCACUCUCUUGUCUCUUUCUUUUUUCCCCACUCUCUUGUCUCUUUUUUUCCUCUCACUCUCUUGUCUCUUUCUUUUCCUCCUCUCUUGUCUCUUUCUUUUUUCCUCCUCUCUUGUCUCUUUCUUUUUCCUCCUCUCUUGUCUCUUUCUUUUUCCUCACUAUCUUGUCUCUUUCUUUUUUUUUUUCCUCUCUUGUCUCUUUCUUUUUUUCCUCUCUCUUGUCUCUUUUUUUUUUUCCUCACUAUCUUGUCUCUUUUCUUUUUUCUCCCACUCUCUUGUCUCUUUUUUUUUCCUCACUCUCUUGUCUCUUUCUUUUUCCUCACUACCUUGUCCCUUUCUUUUUUUUUUUCUCUUGUCUCUUUCUUUUCCUCUCCUCUCUUGUCUCUUUCUUUUUCCCCCACUCUCUUGUCUCUUUCUUUUUUUCCUUCUCUUGUCUCUUUCUUUUCCUCACUCUCUUGUCUCUUUCUUUUUUCCCCCACUCUCUUGUCUCUUUCUUUUUCCUCACUCUCUUUUCUUUUUUUUUCCUCACUAUCUUGUCUCUUUUCUUUUUUUCCUCACUCUCUUGUCUCUUUCUUUUUUUUCCUCACUCAUCUUGUCUCUUUUUUUUCCUCACUCUCUUGUCUCUUUCUUUUUUUUCUCACUCUCUUGUCUCUUUCUUUUUUCCUCAAUCUCUUGUCUCUUUCUUUUUUCCUCACUCUCUUGUCUCUUUCUUUUUUUCCACUCUCUUGUCUCUUUCUUUUUUUUCCUCAUCUCUUGUCUCUUUUUCUUUUUUCCUCCUCUCUCUUGUCUCUUUCUUUUUUCCCCACUCUCUUGUCUCUUUCUUUUUUCCUCGCUAUCUUGUCUCUUUCUUUUUCCUCACUCUCUUGUCUUUUCUUUUUUUCCUCCUCUUGUCUCUUUCUUUUUUUUCCUCCUCUCUUGUCUCUUUCUUUUUUUCCCCACUCUCUUGUCUCUUUUUUCUUUUUCCUCACUCUCUUCUCUUCUCUUUUUUUUUCCCUCUCUUGUCUCUUUCUUUUUCCUCACCCUCUUGUCUCUUUCUUUUUUCCUCACUAUCUUGUCUCUUUCUUUUUUCCUCACUCUCUUGUCUCUUUCUUUUUUCCUCACUCUCUUGUCUCUUUCUUUUUUCCUCACUAUCUUGUCUCUUUCUUUUCCUCUCUCUUGUCUCUUUUCUCUUCCUCACUCUCUUGUCUCUUUCUUUUUCCUCCUCUCUCUUGUCUCUUUCUUUUUUCCUCACUAUCUUGUCUCUUUCUUUUUUCCUCUCUCUUGUCUCUUUCUUUUUUCUCACUCUCUUGUCUUUUUUUUUUCCCCACUCACUUGUCUCUUUCUUUUUCCCCACUCUCUUGUCUCUUUUUUUUCCUCACUCUCUUUCUCUUUCUUUUCCUCUUUCUCUUUUCUCUUUCUUUUCAUCUCUUUUUCUCUUUCUCUUCCUCACUCUCUUGUCUCUUUCUUUUCCUCACUCUCUUGUCUCUUUUUUUUUUCCCCUCUCUCUGUCUCUUUCUUUUUUCCUCUCUCUUGUCUCUUUCUUUUUCCUCUUCUCUUUCUCUUUCUUUUUUUCCCCACUCUCUUGUCUCUUUCUUUUUUCCUCACUCUCUUGUCUCUUUUCUUUUUUUUCCUCACUAUCUUGUCUCUUUCUUUUUUUCCUCACUAUCUUGUCUCUUUCUUUUCCUCCUCUCUUGUCUCUUUUUUUUCCUCCUCUCUCUUGUCUCUUUUCCUCAAUCUCUUGUCUCUUUCUUUUUUUUUUACUCACUCUCUUGUCUCUUUCUUUUUUCUCCCUCUCUUGUCUCUUUCUUUUUUUCCUCAUUCUAUCUUGUCUCUUUCUUUUCCUCACUCUCUUGUCUCUUUCUUUUUUUCCCCACUCUCUUGUCUCUUUUCUUUUUUCUUUCAUCUUGUCUCUUUCUUUGUUUUUCCUCACUCUCUUGUCUCUUUCUUUUUUCCUCACUCUCUUGUCUCUUUCUUUUUUCCUCACUCUCUUGUCUCUUUCUUUUUCCCCACUCUCUUGUCUCUUUCUUUUCCUCACUCUCUUGUCUCUUUCUUUUCCUCACUCUCUUGUCUCUUUCUUUUUUCCUCACUAUCUUGUCUCUUUCUUUUUUCCUCACUCUCUUGUCUCUUUCUUUUUUCCUCACUCUCUUGUCUCUUUCUUUUUUCCCCACUCUCUUGUCUCUUUCUUUUUUCCUCACUCUCUUGUCUCUUUCUUUUCCUCACUCUCUUGUCUCUUUCUUUUCAUCACUCUUUUUUCUCUUUCUCUUCCUCACUCUCUUGUCUCUUUCUUUUUUCCCCACUCUCUUGUCUCUUUUUUUUUUUUUCUCUUGUCUCUUUCUUUUUCCUCUCUAUAUUGUCCUUUCUUUUUCCCCCUCUCUUUGUCUCUUUUUUUUCCCCUCUCUUGUCUCUUUCUUUUUUCCUCACUCUCUUGUCUCUUUCUUUUUUUUUCUCACUCACUUGUCUUUUUUCUUUUUUUUCCCCACUCUCUUGUCUCUUUCUUUUUCCCCACUCUCUUGUCUCUUUCUUUUUUCCUCACUCUCUUGUCUCUUUCUUUUCCUCACUCUCUUGUCUCUUUCUUUUCCUCACUCUCUUGUCUCUUUCUUUCAUCACUCUUUUUUCUCUUUCUCUACCUCACUCUCUUGUCUUUUUUUUUCCCCACUCUCUUGUCUCUUUAUUUUUUCCUCACUCUCUUGUCUCUUUAUUUUUUCCCUCCUCUCUUGUCUCUUUCUUUUUUCCCCACUCUUUGUCUCUUUCUUUUUCCUCACUAUCUUGUCUCUUUCUUUUUUCUUCACUCUCUUGUCUCUUUUUUUUUCCUCACUCUCUUGUCUCUUUCUUUUUUCCCCACUCUCUUGUCUCUUUCUUUUUUCCUCUCUCUUGUCUCUUUCUUUUUCCUCACUAUCUUGUCUCUUUCUUUUUCCUCACUCUCUUGUCUCUUUCUUUUUUUCCUCACUCUCUUUGUCUCUUUUCUUUUCCCCACUCUCUUGUCUCUUUCUUUUUUCCCUCACUCUCUUGUCUCUUUCUUUUUUCCUCACUAUCUUGUCUCUUUCUUUUCCCCACUCUCUUGUCUCUUUCUUUUUUUCCUCACUCUCUUGUCUCUUUCUUUUUUCCUCUUUCUCUUGUCUCUUUCUUUUUCCCUCACUCUAUUGUCUCUUUCUUUUUUUCCCCUCUCUUGUCUCUUUCUUUUUCCUCUCACUAUCUUGUCUCUUUCUUUUUUCCUCACACUCUUGUCUCUUUCUUUUUCCUCACUCUCUUGUCUCUUUCUUUUUUUUCUCACUCUCUUCUCUCUUCUUUUUUCCCCCUCUCUCUUGUCUCUUUCGUUUUUCCUCCUCUCUUGUCUCUCUUUUUUUUUCCUCACUCUCUUGUCUCUUUCUUUUUUCCUCUCUCUCUUGUCUCUUUCUUUUUUUUCCCCUCUCUCUUGUCUCUUUCUUUUUUCAUCACUCUCUUGUCUCUUUCUUUUUUCCCCACUCUCUUGUCUCUUUCUUUUUUCCUCACUAUCUUGUCUCUUUCUUUUCCUCACUCUCUUGCCUCUUUCUUUUUUCCCAACUCUCUUGUCUCUUUCUUUUUUCUUCACACUCUUGUCUCUUUCUUUUUUCCUCACUCUCUUGUCUCUUUCUUUUUUGCCCCACUCUCUUCUCUUUUCUUUCCUCACUAUCUUGUCUCUUUCUUUUCCCUCACCUCUUGUCUCUUUCUUUUUUUUUCCCACUCUCUUGUCUCUUUCUUUUUCCUCACUCUCUUUGUCUCUUUCUUUUUCCUCCUCUCUUGUCUCUUUCUUUUUCCUCACUCUUGUCUCUUUCUUUUUAUCCCCACUCUCUUGUCUCUUUCUUUUUUCCUCACUAUCUUGUCUCUUUCUUUUCCUCACUCUCUUGUCUCUUUCUUUUUUCCUCACUAUCUUGUCUCUUUCUUUUUUCCUCACUCUCUUGUCUCUUUCUUUUUUCCUCACUCUCUUGUCUCUUUCUUUUUUCCUCACUCUCUUGUCUCUUUCUUUUUUCCCCACUCUCUUGUCUCUUUCUUUUUUCCUCACUCUCUUGUCUCUUUCUUUUUUUCCUCACUUGUCUCUUUCUUUUUUUCCUCACUCUCUUGUCUCUUUCUUUUUUCCUCACUCUCUUGUCUCUUUCUUUUUUCCUCACUCUCUUGUCUCUUUCUUUUUUCCUCACUCUCUUGUCUCUUUCUUUUUUCCUCACUAUCUUGUCUCUUUCUUUUCCCCACUCUCUUGUCUCUUUCUUUUUUCCUCACUCUCUUGUCUCUUUCUUUUUUCCUCACUCUCUUGUCUCUUUCUUUUUUCCUCACUCUCUUGCCUCUUUCUUUUCCUCGCUCUCUUUUCUCUUUCUUUUUCCUCACCAUCUUCCUAUUCAUACCUAUCACUGUCUAUUUCUAUACGUAUUUCAAUCUCUAUCUAUAUCUCAACCUAUUCAUAUCUAUCUAUCUAUCUCUCUAUCUAUCUAUCUAUCUAUCUAUCUAUCUUAGGCUAUUUAUUAUCUAUCUAUCUAUCCAUCUAUCUAUAUUCAUAUCUAUCUAAUUUCUUCAUAUCUAUUUAUCUAUCUAUUUUGUUCAUAUCUAUCUAUCUAUCUAUCUAUCUAUCUAUCCAUCUAUCUAUCUAUCUAUCUAUCUAUCUCAGUAUGUUCAUUAUCUAUCUAUCUAUCUAUCUGUUUAUUACAGUCUGUUCUUAUCUAUCUAUUUAUUACAAUCUGUUUAUAUCUAUCUUUGUUUAUUCAUAUCUACCUGUCUACAUAUCUAUCUAUUAUAAUUUCUUCAUAUCUAUCUAUCUACCUAUCUCACUCUGUUCUUAUCUAUCUAUCUAUCUAUCUAUCUAUCUAUCUAUCUAUCUAUCUCAAUGUGUAUAUCUAUCUAUCUAUCUCGGUGAACCUAUCUAUCUAUCUCAGUCUAUUCGUAUCUAUCUAUCUAUCUAUCUAUCUAUCUAUCUAUCUAUCUAUCUAUCUAUCUAUCUCAGUCUAUUCAUAUCUAUCUAUCUAUUCUUGUCUAAUGGGAAGGACUUUCUUUCUCUUCUCUCUCCCUCUUUCUUCCAUAAAUCUAUCUCUUACGUUGUUCACUCUUCCUCACCAUCAUUCAUAUUCCAUACCUUUUCUUUCUUCUCUUUUUUUUCUCUAUCCUUUUUAUCUGUUGCUUCUUUCACGUCCAACUCCAUAAACUCUUAUUUUUUUCCUCCUUCCUCUUCAUCACUAUAUUUCUCAAUUAUCUCUCUACUUUUCUCUCUCUAUUUCUCUGUCCGUCACGUCCUUUUCCUCUCUCUCUCUCUCUCUCUCUCUCUCUCCCUCUCUCUCUUACUUUCUCUCUCUUCUCUUAAUCUAUCCACCUCUCUUUCCAUUUCUUUCUUUCUUUCCCUUUUUAAUCUCUUCAUUAUCUUUCAUACCUAUCACUAUUUAAUUUCAAUUUUCUUUCUUUCUUUCUUUCUUUCUUUCUUUCUCGGCCUCUUCAUUAUCUAUCAUCAUUUCACUACUUUCUUUCUCUAUCCGCCACUCCUGCUCAUAUCUAUCUAUCUAUCUAUCUAUCUAUCUAUCUAUCUAUCUAUCUAUCUAUCUAUCUACUUUAAUCAUUCAUACCUAUCACUAUUUAAUUUCAAUUAUCUUUCUUUCUAUCUUUCUUUCUUUUUUUCUUUCUUUCUUUCUCGGCCUCUUCAUUAUCUAUCAUCAUUUCACUACUUUCUUUCUCUAUCCGCCACUCCUGCUCAUAUCUAUCUAUCUAUCUAUCUAUCUAUCUAUCUAUCUAUCUAUCUAUCUAUCUAUCUAUCCCGCUAA
This is a messenger RNA of Acanthosepion pharaonis, 8106 nucleotides long. The record is from the annotation of a GenBank genome assembly. NCBI's taxonomy places the organism in Eukaryota, Metazoa, Mollusca, Cephalopoda, Sepiida, Sepiidae.